AUGUCGAACUUUGUUCAGGAUUUUGAAGAAGAUGAACAGUUUCCAAGCACUGUCAUCUCACACUCGUCUAACGAGAGUCCCAAUCCUGUUGAAAAUGGUGGUGAUGCUUCAACUCCUACCACCACAAGUUCAAAGAAGAAAAGAAAUCUUCCAGGGAAUCCAGAUCCAGAUGCAGAGGUUGUUGCAUUAUCUCCAAAGACUCUAAUGGCAACCAACAGGUACAUAUGUGAAGUCUGCCAUAAAGGAUUUCAAAGAGAUCAGAACCUUCAGCUCCAUAGGAGAGGACAUAACUUGCCUUGGAAGCUGAAGCAAAGAACCAAUACACCGGUUAAGAAAAGGGUUUAUGUCUGUCCUGAGCUAAAUUGUGUGCACCAUGAUCCAAGCCGGGCUCUAGGUGACUUGACUGGAAUUAAGAAGCACUUCUGCAGGAAGCAUGGAGAAAAGAAAUGGAAGUGUGAUAAAUGCUCCAAACGAUAUGCUGUUCAAUCAGACUGGAAGGCACAUACAAAGAUCUGUGGCACCCGAGAAUAUCGUUGUGAUUGUGGCACAAUUUUUUCAAGGAAGGAUAGCUUUGUCACACACAGAGCCUUCUGUGAUGCAUUAACAGAGGAAAAUUACAAGAUGAACCAUAACCUUGCCGCCAGUGGGGGGAUUUUGCAAAGCCAAGCGCAAGAGCUGUUCACUUCAUCAAUGCCCAGUUCUGAUUCAUGCUCCAAUGCAAACACAAUGAUGAAUCUGUCGGUUUCUAAUGAGAAGAUGGACAAUUCACCAAGGCCAUUAUCUCUGAACCCAGCUGGAGUCAUGAUAUCCAGCAAUUUAGAUCCAAUUUUCAAUCCAAGAACGUCAUUGGCAUCUCCUCUAGCAAUUGGGUCCGCUUAUACAUCUGCCACAGCCUUGUUGCAGAAAGCUGCGGAAAUGGGUGCUAAGAUCAGCGAUAAUACAAUCGCCCCAAUACUCCUGAGAGGUUUUACCGGAUAUUCUACCGGCAGCAUGAACUCAGCUGGCUCUGCCCAGGAAGGUUCUUCCAUGGUAGGUAGCAACAUAGCAACAAAUGCGGCAAGCACCAAUAGUUUGUUCGUGGGAGACGAAACAUAUGACAAAAACUUGGAGGCAGGGGAUUUAAGAUGUCACCAUACUGUUGCUCCAACUGCAUUGUUCGAUUCUCAUUUUCUGGACUCAGAGAAUGGGAACGCUACAAAUCUGUUGGGAGAAGCGUACAUGAGAGGAGGUGAAAAAAUGACAGUUGAUUUCUUAGGUGUGGAGCCAGCAGGGCAUCAGAGUACUGACAAGAAAAGAAGCUAUGACGGUAACAUAAUGAACUUGGAGUAUUCCAAUGCGCAGCAAAGCCUGAACAAUUUGCGUUCAAACUGGUGAACUACAGAACUAAUUCUAGUCUGAAGGUUAUUAGUGAAGU
Molecule: messenger RNA, 1414 nt
Organism: Theobroma umbraticum
Lineage: Eukaryota; Viridiplantae; Streptophyta; Magnoliopsida; Malvales; Malvaceae
Product: zinc finger protein GAI-ASSOCIATED FACTOR 1-like
Cellular component (GO): nucleus
Molecular function (GO): DNA-binding transcription factor activity
Source: RefSeq, a predicted model, not a curated record